Messenger RNA from Botrytis porri, 390 nucleotides. RefSeq lists its product as uncharacterized. Bases 1 to 390 code for a protein of 129 amino acids. The record is from RefSeq and is a predicted model, not a curated record. Lineage: Eukaryota; Fungi; Ascomycota; Leotiomycetes; Helotiales; Sclerotiniaceae. The transcript has a single exon.
AUGAUAGAUAGCCAACUCGAACAAUCUCCAGUCCAAUCGACUUCUUCCCCUGAGGUCGUCCCAACGUUCUGUACUAGUGAUAUGGGUAUUUCGUUACUAGAUGUGGAAGGGGGGCUCGACGAUUCCUUUUUCGAUGAACUAAUGAGUGGUUCAGCAAAGGAAGAUGGAGACAUCGAGGAUUCGUAUGUGAAUGAAACAGGGCAACAGAAAACGCUUCAGCAAAAUAUGGAAAAAGAAGUCGAUCAUACUUUUUUCGAUGAUCUUACAAGUAGCACAACAGGAAGAGAUAAUAAUAUCGAGACUUCAUGUGUAUACAUGAAACAGAGCAACCAAAAACUAUCCAACAAAACACAGAAAGAGAACUCGACCAUACUUUUUUCGAAGACGUGA